GGAGCCUGGCGGCGACCUGGGCCGCCAAUAAAAUCGCGAGCCGGCGCGGGCCGUGCGCGUGACGCUGCGUAGCGGGCUGCGAGCUUGGGGGCGGAGGGGCCGGGGAGCGGGGCGCUUUAUCUUCGCUGGCGGUGGGGCUAGCUGCGACGCUAGCCUUGGGCACCGGGAGAGCUCCCCUCAGUGCACCUUUCUGCCGGCCGCGCCGUGACGGCUUCCCGGCUUUGCCGUUCCUGACGAGGUCUCCGCUGUCGGGCUCCGGCCCCAGAUAGUACAAUGGUGGGCGAAGAGAAGACGUCUCUAAGAAAACGGCUGUCAAAGUCCAGGGAAGAUUCUGAGGAAGAUGAAGACCAGAGAAGCCCUUCAAGGGAGUCCCUGGAGACAGCUAGUAAUGGUAGGAUUAACUUAAAACAGUUGAUGGCAAAGAAGAUACAGUUGACAGCAGAGGCAGAGGAAUUGAAGCCAUUUUUUAUGAAGGAAGUUGGCAGUCACUUUGAUGAUUUUGUGACCAGUCUCAUUGAAAAAUCAGCAUCCUUAGACAAUGGUGGGUGUGCUAUCACAAGCUUUUCUGUUCUUGAAGGAGAGAACAACCACAGAGCUAAAGAUUUCAGAGCACCUCCAGAACAUGGAAAGGUUUUUGUUCUAAGGCAAUCUCUCUUAGAUGAGCUGUUUGAGGUGGACCACAUCAGAACAAUCUAUCACAUGUUUAUUGCCCUCCUCAUUCUGUUUAUCCUCAGCACACUUGUUGUAGAUUACAUUGAUGAAGGAAGGCUGGUGCUUGAGUUCAGUGUCCUAUCUUAUGCUUUUGGCAAACUUCCUGUUGUUAUGUGGACGUGGUGUACCAUGUUCUUGAGUACACUUGGUGUUCCCUAUUUCCUCUUUCAACGUUGGGCCAGAGGUUACAGCAGGAGUACUCACCCAGUGGUCCAUUCUCUCUUCCACUGCUUCCUUUUCAUGGUCUUCCAGAUUGGCGUUCUAGGUUUGGUACCAACGUAUGUUGUAUUAGCAUAUACGCUACCGCCAGCUUCCAGGUGCAUUGUUAUACUUGAACAGAUUCGUUUCGUAAUGAAAGCCCAUUCAUUUGUCAGAGAGAAUGUGCCUCGGGUACUAAAUUCAGCUAAGGAGAAAUCAAAAACGAUUCCAAUACCCACAGUCAACCAGUACCUGUAUUUCCUGUUUGCACCUACCCUCAUCUACCGUGACAACUAUCCCAGGACUCCCACUGUAAGGUGGGGUUAUGUUGCUAUGCAGUUUUUACAGGUUUUUGGUUCCUUUUUUUAUGUGUACUACAUCUUUGAAAGGCUCUGCGCCCCCUUGUUUCGGAAUAUUAAACAGGAGCCCUUCAGCGCUCGUGUUCUGGUCCUAUGUGUAUUUAACUCCAUCUUGCCAGGUGUGCUGGUACUGUUCCUCACGUUUUUUGCCUUUUUACACUGUUGGCUGAAUGCCUUUGCUGAGAUGUUACGCUUUGGUGACAGGAUGUUUUAUAAGGAUUGGUGGAACUCCACAUCAUAUGCUAACUAUUACAGGACCUGGAAUGUUGUGGUUCAUGACUGGUUGUAUUACUAUGCCUACAAGGACUUUCUCUGGUUUUUCACCAAGAGGUUCAAGUCGGCUGCCAUGUUAGCUGUCUUUGCUGUGUCUGCUGUAGUGCACGAAUAUGCCCUGGCUAUUUGCUUGAACUUUUUCUAUCCGGUGCUUUUCGUGCUCUUCAUGUUCUUUGGAAUGGCUUUCAACUUCAUUGUCAACGACAGUCGGAAAAGGCCAAUUUGGAAUGUUAUGAUGUGGACUUCCCUUUUCGCGGGCCAUGGCGUCAUCCUGUGCCUUUAUUCCCAAGAGUGGUAUGCACGUCAGCACUGUCCUCUCAAAAAUCCCACAUUUUUGGAUUAUAUCCGGCCACGUUCCUGGACUUGUCGUUACGUGUUUUAGAAGCUUGGACUUUGUUUCAUUCCUUGACACUGAAGAUGGGUAUUCUGCCUGAUUUCGGGCCAGCAUCUGUUUCCAGUCGUUACUGAAGUUAUCUGUGGUAUUUGGAUCACUCCGCGCUUUACAGAUGGUUUGCUCCGUUCCUAGGUCAGCUGAGAUGUUGCGAGUUUACUGGAAUCUUGUGCACUUAAAGCAGUACUUUUUUUUUUUUUUUUAAACCUUUUUGGGAGAAGGAGAAGGGAGACUUACAGCUGACAACAGUGACCAAUUUUUGCUGGGUUUUGUUUUUGACUCCCAUCUAAACAUCAUGACUAAACUCCCAUGUGUCCUUGGCCACUGACUUCGCCAAAACACUUAACGAGGAAAUAAUUUAAAUAUUUUGGUCUUUGAAAUUUUUUUCAGGCACACUGUUGGAAUAUAUGCUAAUUAACUAUGUACCUAGGGAAGAAAACAAAAUAAUGAGGAACAUUUUGCUAUUUCUAGUAGAGUGAAAAUCUCUAGUUUCCGAAGAUAAUCUCGUUAUGCCUCCUAUUUGUUUUUUGUUAUUUUUUUUUUUAAAGUUUGUUCUACUCAGUUUUUACCUUGUUUUCUCUAUGAAGUGUAGGUCAUGAUUUCUGUGAAGCAAAAUUACACCUUUCACCUUGAAUUCUUGAGUUUAUAUCUGAAAUCAUACAUAUUGAGGGAACAGAAAGAAGUAGGAAGGGAAGAAGAGAGAAGUGGCACGGGACAAAGAAAAGACAUUUCCUUUUACAUCUUCCAAAGUAAUUUUUAAAAAAGACUUGCUGAGUCAAUCAAAUGUUUAAAUUAUUUUAUCGUGGAACUUAAUGUGGAAGAUAACUUUUUUUUGUUGUAAAUGCUUUAAGGUAAUAACUUUUGGGAAGUUAUUUAGAAGUACUCUUUGGUAUACUUAUGGUUUAAUAAAUACUGACUUGAAAUAGUUGGCAGACUAGUAAGUCUGUAACAUAUAAGUAUUAAUCACAUUCCAUUAAUAUUAAAGUGAUUUUUAAAGAUCCAGAA
This is a messenger RNA of Lutra lutra (Eurasian river otter), 2937 nucleotides long. RefSeq names its product sterol O-acyltransferase 1 (gene SOAT1). Gene Ontology annotation, cellular component: endoplasmic reticulum membrane. NCBI's taxonomy places the organism in Eukaryota, Metazoa, Chordata, Mammalia, Carnivora, Mustelidae. The transcript has 16 exons. The record is from RefSeq and is a predicted model, not a curated record. The coding region runs from base 274 to 1923 and encodes 549 amino acids. Gene Ontology annotation, molecular function: cholesterol O-acyltransferase activity; cholesterol binding; fatty-acyl-CoA binding. Gene Ontology annotation, biological process: cholesterol homeostasis; cholesterol efflux; cholesterol metabolic process.